AUGGCACACAGGUUUGCAUUUGAGACUCUCGAUCAAACGUUCAAAGAUAUAAUAGGCGUUAACCUGCCAUAUGGAGGAAAGGUCAUGAUCUUUGGAGGAGAUUUUCGACAAGUUGUUCCAGUUGUUCCAAAAGGUACAAGGUCUGAAUUGAUUAAUGGGGAACAAGAAACUAUGAUAGACGACAUGAUGCAAUUACCAUCAUCUAUGGUCAUUCCAUGGAAUGGUGAAGAAUCCAUUGUCCAAUUGGUUAAUGAAGUUUUCCUUGAUUUAGAAUGUCAUGUAUGUGAUGCAAGAUACUUGGUAGAAAGAGCAAUUAUAACACCAAAAAAUGAGGAUGCUGACAAACUCAAUAAAAUGAUCAUCGAUAAGUUUUCGGGGACUGAACAUAUCUUAUACUCUUUCGAUUCAGUUGAGGACGAUGUGAGAAAUUUGUAUCAACAAGAAUUCUUGAAUUCAAUCUCAUCUGGUGGAAUGCCCCUUCAUUAG
Molecule: messenger RNA, 486 nt
Organism: Malus domestica (apple)
Lineage: Eukaryota; Viridiplantae; Streptophyta; Magnoliopsida; Rosales; Rosaceae
Source: RefSeq, a predicted model, not a curated record